AUGUCCGCUCAGUCCAUCCGUGUGGACACUGCCAUGCACAGGGCAGGCUUUGGAAGCGCACACGUUUAUCCGGACAGCACUGGUGUGGCCCCCGGGGCCCAUACCCAGCUCAGUCCCCAGCACACACCCUGUAGGAGCCCAGAGACCUGCGUCUGUCCGCGGACAGGGCUGAGCUCGGUAACACUGCAGCUCCGGGGCCUUCAGUCCAUGUUUCAUCCACAGAUCAACAGUCCAAACACAGACAGAGGUCCUGGACAGAGGGGGUCCUGCAGAGGGGGUCCAUCACAUCUGUGGAUCCAUGGAUCCAGGUCAGACUUGUGCAGCUCCUCUGCUGCACUGACACCGCCGCUACCGCCCCCUGCUGGAGCACAUGCCGCUCACUGUACAGAGUUUACCGGGAGCCCCGGGCCGGACUGCAGACCUCCUGCGGGAUCACCGGGUCCAGCACCAGCAGCUGCUCCACCAGCACCGGGCGGGACACGCCUGACCCCCGUGUGCGUCUCUGAGGCUCGGUUUGAGGCGAUAGUAAACAAGCAGCUCCCUCCAGCGGAAGCGGAAGUGCGGUUUCCCAUCAUGCUUUGGCAGAGUCCAGGCGCCUUCUGCAGCUCACCUCCCACCUCCACCAACAGCACAAGUCUGGUGUCUGCAGUCGCCAGUCAUUGGGCCAAAUGUCUGUUCUCCUGCACUUCUGCUGCUGUGAGAAGCAGCAGUUUUCUCCCCACCUCCAUCUGCGGGAGGUGGCUCAGUUCUUUGGCCAGUGCCCCCCCGAAGAGACCCCUGAAUUCGUACAUGCGAUAUGUAAUGCAGCAGCAGCCCAUCGUGGCCCGACUGAACCCAGAGAUCAAGUCCGUCGAUGUUAUGCGGAAAAUUGCUCAACAGUGGAGAACCCUGAGGCCCGACCAGAAGAAGCCGUUUGAAGAGGCCUCUGUGAAAGCGAGGGAGCAGUAUAAAGUGGACCUGAAGAGCUACACGGCCCAGCUCAGCCCGGAACAGGAACGGCAGCAGGCUCUGGACAAAAAGCAGAGACUGGCCAAACGGAAGGCCAUUCGCAAGAAACGGGAGUUGACUUCGCUCGGAAAACCAAAGCGUCCGCGCUCUCCGUUCAACAUUUACAUGUCGGAACACUUUGAAGAGGCCAGAGGAGCCACCACCCCGGGAAAGAUGAAGUCCCUUUUGCAAGACUGGAGGAAUCUGUUCAGCCAUCAGAAGCAGGUCUACACGCAGCUGGCUGAAGACGACAAAGUCCGCUAUAAAAAUGAAAUUAAAUCAUGGGAAGAACACAUGGUGGAAAUCGGACGGGAGGAUUUGCUGCGUGAGCAAACCCGCUCCAGGAAGAACAGGAUUACGGUCAAAGCAAAGAAAAUAACUGUGAAAAGAGCGACAGGCAAAACCAAACCCAAAGUGACGAAGAAGACCUCGAGCAGCGCCACGAAAACCGGGAAAACGGCAAAAAAUACAUAA
Molecule: messenger RNA, 1461 nt
Organism: Knipowitschia caucasica
Lineage: Eukaryota; Metazoa; Chordata; Actinopteri; Gobiiformes; Gobiidae
Source: the annotation of a GenBank genome assembly